This is a messenger RNA of Microthlaspi erraticum, 798 nucleotides long. The record is from the annotation of a GenBank genome assembly. NCBI's taxonomy places the organism in Eukaryota, Viridiplantae, Streptophyta, Magnoliopsida, Brassicales, Brassicaceae.
AUGCGUCCCCCAUUCAUCGGCGGACACUUGUACGAAGUAGAAUCAUCCAAUCAUGCUGGUUCCAUAAGAUCUCAUUCCCUUGGAUUUAUGAAUCCAAACCCUGCCAAUUCAGCUGAACCAAAUGAACAGAAAGAGAGGGAAAAAGGUUCACAGAGGGAGAGGGAAGAUGCUGCACAGAGGGAGAGGGCAGAAGUUGCACAGAGGGAGUGGGAACAAGCUGCACUCGCAGCACGUAAUGGUCGAGUGCUCCACCCAUCUCGAAAAAAUGGAGCCAAAUGGUUUGGAAUAGACAUUGAAGUGUCAACGAAAGUUAGAAAAAUCAUUGAAGGGUGUUUCAAAGGACCAUGGUACAGCUGGAAAAGAGUGCCCCAAUUUUAUAAAGCUGCAUGGUAUUCAACGUUCAAGACAAUUUAUGAGUGCGAUGUCUCAGUCGAACAUAUUGUUAAAGCCAACUUUGAUGACCUUGCUGCUACACGUCUCAAAAGAAUGGUUAGCCUUGCAAAAUCCAAAAGAGUAAAACCUGAUUGGAUUUUGACUGAAGAUUGGAGAGUCAUGUUAGAUUAUUGGUGCACACCAAAAGCCAAAGAAAUAAGUGAGAAAGCUCGUUCUGCUCGACUGCUUAAUCAUGAUGGUUACGGCCCACAUCGACACAGAUCAGGUUCACGUUCGUAUGCCAAAGUUCAAGAUGCUCUGAUUCAGAAACGAGUCGAAGGUGUGGAGAAGUUGGUCAAACUCAAUGAGUCAACCUGCUACUCCAUGAACUUCUGCUUCUCCACUUAUUUAAACCUCCUUGCAUGA